This is a messenger RNA of Phyllostomus discolor (pale spear-nosed bat), 256 nucleotides long. RefSeq names its product cytochrome c oxidase subunit NDUFA4-like. Lineage: Eukaryota; Metazoa; Chordata; Mammalia; Chiroptera; Phyllostomidae. The record is from RefSeq and is a predicted model, not a curated record.
AUGCUUCUCCAGAUCCUCUAUCAGGCCAAGAACCAUCCAAGCCUAACGCCCCUCUUUGUGUUUAUUGGAGCCAGAGGUACUGGAGCAGUGUUGUAUAUCUUGUGACUGGCAUCUGUCCCAACAGAUGUCUGUUGGGACAAAAUGAAUAGCCCAGAACCCUGGAAUAAACUGGAUCCCAGCGAUCGGUACAAGUUCUACUCAGUGAAUGUAAAUUACAGAAAACUGAAGAAAGAAGGUUUAGACUUUUAAAUGAAUG